AUGAACUAUAAGAGUUCUGAUAUAUUGGUAGUAUUUAACCAGCAUCUGUAUUAUGAACCUGUGCAUACAGACAGGCCUGGGGAACUGAUCGCAUACUACAAGAUUGCACGACAUUAUAAUUGGGCACUGGAUCAAUUGUUCUACAAGCAUAAUUUCAGUCGAGUGAUCAUCCUUGAAGAUGAUAUGGAAAUUGCUCUUGAUUUCUUUGACUAUUUUGAGGCUGGAGCUAAACUCCUUGACCGUUACAAAUCCAUUAUGGCGAUAUCGUCAUGGAAUGAUAACGGGCAGAGGCAGUUCGUUCAUGAUCCUUAUGUACUUUAUCGUUCUGAUUUUUUCCCUGGUCUUGGAUGGAUGCUCUCAAGAUCUACAUGGGAUGAACUAGGAAGACAGUUCAUUCGGCCUGAAGUGUGCAGAACAUAUAAUUUUGGGGAACAUGGUUCCAGUAUGGGGCAAUUCUUCAAACAAUACCUUGAGCCUAUCAGACUGAAUGAUGUUCAGGUGUGUAACAAAUCCCAAGCCUUUUAUCAGUUCGGCACUUUGAUGAGGCCGGCCCGGCACCCUGCUGAGUCAGGUGCCGGGCUCGGGAAACAUUCCCGUCAGCCCAUACUGCGUACAAUUCCUCGACUCAGUUCCGUUCUACCCGGUUCACAGGGCCGACCCGUAUCGAUCUGA
Molecule: messenger RNA, 672 nt
Organism: Striga hermonthica
Lineage: Eukaryota; Viridiplantae; Streptophyta; Magnoliopsida; Lamiales; Orobanchaceae
Source: the annotation of a GenBank genome assembly